Molecule: messenger RNA, 2092 nt
Organism: Amaranthus tricolor (Joseph's coat)
Lineage: Eukaryota; Viridiplantae; Streptophyta; Magnoliopsida; Caryophyllales; Amaranthaceae
Product: probable U3 small nucleolar RNA-associated protein 7
Exons: 8
Coding region: 377-1942 (521 amino acids)
Biological process (GO): maturation of SSU-rRNA from tricistronic rRNA transcript (SSU-rRNA, 5.8S rRNA, LSU-rRNA)
Cellular component (GO): small-subunit processome; 90S preribosome; nucleolus
Molecular function (GO): protein binding
Source: RefSeq, a predicted model, not a curated record
CCCUAACUUCUUCAAUGUUCUUCUUUCGUACUCACAACUCACAAUAGGGUUUUUUUUCUGUGUUCAAACAUUUGAAGUUCCGACCACUUCAUCAAACUAUUUUGUAUCAUCUCUUGUUCCUUUUUCCCUCACAAUUCACAUGCAAACAGAAAAAUUAGGGUUUCCACUAUCAUCAACCGCCGCCGAAUUAAUCAAGCUUUUGCCGCCAUUUUUCCUCCACUCUUCGCCGCCGUCAGUUACACAGUCGCCGUUGCGGCUUACACCAAUCCCUCUUUAGUUUUACAGGGUUUUUCAUACUCACCAUUCUUCUACGAUUUGAUCCUAAGAGCUGCUCUCAAUUCAAAGUAGAGUCACCAUCUUUGCAGCUUUGGAAGCAAUGCACUCUCAGUUGGAUGAUGAUGUAAAUUUGAAGUAUCUUAGAGGGGAGGGUCCUGACUUGGAGGUUUUGAAAGAUAAGAAAUUGAAAGGGCAGCUUGGUGUUAAUGAAGGGUUGUUUAAACGUUCUGCUAAGGUUGCAGAAAAGGCGGAUGAGUUGCUUAGGCCCUUGCCGUCAGAUGGUGGUUUUUUAGAGCCAGAUGGUAUAGAAAAGACAUGGAAUGUAAAACAACAGGACCUCAUAUCUGGUGUUGAUAUUCUAAGCUUAAAGAACCUUUAUGACAUGGUGUUACCAGAUCUUGGUCCAUACAAUCUUGAUUUUACCCCUAAUGGACGUUAUAUGGCACUUGCGGGUCGCAAAGGACACUUGGGUCUCCUUGAUGUGAAAAAUAUGAGCCUGAUUAAGGAAUUUCAGGUGCGGGAAACUGUAAGGGAUGUCGUGUUCUUGCACAAUGAAUUAUUUUUUGCUGCCGCACAAAAGAAGUACCCAUAUAUAUACAACAGGGAUGGUGUGGAGCUUCAUUGUUUGAAGGAACACGGGGCUGUUUCAAAACUUCAAUUUCUGAGGCAUCACUUCCUUUUGGCAUCCAUUAAUAAAUUUGGGCAGCUUCAUUAUCAAGACAUCACAAUGGGUGGGAUGAUAGCUAACUACCGGACUGGUUUGGGCCGUACAGAUGUAAUGCAGGUAAAUCCUUACAAUGGUGUCAUUGGCUUGGGACAUUCCAAUGGCUCAGUUACCAUGUGGAAAUGUACAAGCCCCAACCCUGUCGUGAAAAUGCUCACCCAUCACGGACCAGUAACUGCACUGGCCUUCCACCCAAACGGACAUCUUAUGGCAACUGCGGGAAUGGAAAGAAAAAUCAAAUUAUGGGAUCUAAGAAAAUUUGAGGUUCUUCAAACAAUGCCAGGUCAUGCGAAGUCUUUGGAUUUCAGCCAAAAAGGUUUGCUUGCCGCUUCAACAGGAUCAUUUUUACAAGUAUUAAGAGAUGCUUCAGGUUCUCAGAAUUACACUCGUUAUAUGAGCCACUCUAUGGCGAAAGGGUAUCAGAUACAGAAUGUUUCAUUUCGGCCAUAUGAAGAUGUUCUUGGAAUAGGACAUUCAAUGGGAUGGUCAUCUAUCCUGAUCCCAGGUUCUGGAGAACCAAACUUUGACUCAAUGGUAGCUAAUCCUUAUGAAAUACCGAAGCAGAGGCGUGAAAAGGAGAUACGAUCCCUCUUAGAGAAGCUUCCUCCAGAGUCCAUUAUGUUGGAUCCUAAGAAAAUCGGGACUGUAAAAGCCCCGAGGAAGAAAGAUAAGCCAACACGGAAAGAGAGAGAAGAAGAUAUGGAAGCAGCUGUUGAAGCGGCCAAAGGAAUAGUGUUGAAGAACAAAACCAAAGGUAGAAAUAAGGCUGGUAAAAGAGCGAAGAAGAAGCAAGAGAUUGUUGAGAAAACAAAGAGGCGAUUCGUUGAACAAAACAUUAAAGAAAAUGAAGAGAUAUCGAGAAAGAAAAGGCAAAGAAUCAGCGAGGAGGCAACAGAGCUACCGAAAUCGUUGCAGCGAUUCGCUAAGAGGAAAGCUGCAUAAUUUUGUUUGAUCUAUGUAAUAUUCUGAUAAUUUUGUGAAUUCAUGUUUUUGACAGUUUCCUUUAAACUUCUCAACUUAUUUAUAGAAUUCUCUUUUUGUAGGAUAUUUUAAAAGAACACUUCAAAUUAGAUAACAUAAUUAGAAAUGAAA